Messenger RNA from Carcharodon carcharias (great white shark), 5559 nucleotides. It is a transcript of the gene cdk14, whose product is annotated as cyclin-dependent kinase 14. NCBI's taxonomy places the organism in Eukaryota, Metazoa, Chordata, Chondrichthyes, Lamniformes, Lamnidae. Gene Ontology annotation, biological process: protein phosphorylation. Gene Ontology annotation, molecular function: ATP binding; cyclin binding; cyclin-dependent protein serine/threonine kinase activity. The coding region runs from base 428 to 1837 and encodes 469 amino acids. Gene Ontology annotation, cellular component: cytoplasm; nucleus; cytosol. The transcript is spliced from 15 exons. The record is from RefSeq and is a predicted model, not a curated record.
UGUGCAGAAAAUGACAACCAGUGCAGCGUAGGUUUGAGAGACUGACUUGCCACUGCCGACUCAGGGCUGAGAGCGGUUAUCAUUCAAAACUAAAUCUCUUCACAUUGCCUUUCCGGCUUUCUUGUUCGAAGUACAGAACGAUUUUUUUUGCAGCAUCGCUUAUCUUUGUUUUAGUGGCGCGCCAAGAAUUCGAGGGGAAACUCUCUGGGAUUUUAACUUGUAGAAAAACGCCGAGGGGCUGUGAACACACUUCCUGUGUUUGACAGAAGGAUGGGGGGAAGCCUUCAAACUUAAGUCCACCGUCUUCCGUCUUUCAUUUACUGCUAUUUAUUUUAGGGGGACAAAUAUUUUUCUGCCCCAUUGUGACAGUUUCUGCCAGGUACCGACGAGAAUCCAGAGAUAGAGAGAUUGGACCAUUUUGUCGAAGAUGUGUGACAUGAUUUCAGAGCAGUCGACUGAGAAAAUCGGCAGAAUGAAGAAGUUGAGAAGAACUUUAUCUGAGAGUUUCAGUCGUUUGGCCUUGAAGAAGGAUGACAAUAACUUCGAUGAGAUAUGCGUCGCAAAGAUGUCCACACAAAAUUCCCAGGCUGUCGAUUCAGUUAUCAAACCGCUGGAUACCAUUCCUGAGGAUAGAAAAGUCAGGGUGCAAAGGACACAAAGCAGUUUUGAUCCAUUUGACAAACCAACCAGCCAAGUGAAGAGGGUUCAUUCCGAGAACAAUGCAUGUAUUAACUUCAAGAGCUCAUCUGCUGGUAAAGAGUCUCCAAAAUUGAGACGACACUCCAGCCCCAGUUCACCAACAAGCCCUAAAUUCGGAAAAGCUGACUCCUAUGAAAAAUUAGAAAAACUAGGCGAAGGGUCCUAUGCCACAGUGUACAAGGGAAAAAGCAAGGUUCAUGGGAAGCUGGUGGCUUUAAAGGUAAUCAGACUACAAGAGGAAGAAGGAACUCCAUUCACAGCAAUCAGAGAAGCUUCCUUGUUGAAAGGGCUGAAACAUGCUAACAUAGUUCUGCUCCAUGACAUCAUUCAUACUAAGGAAACUCUGACUCUUGUAUUUGAAUAUGUGCAUACAGAUUUAUGUCAGUAUAUGGAUAAACACCCAGGGGGACUUCUUCCAGAUAAUGUGAAGCUGUUUUUGUUUCAGUUGCUGCGGGGCCUCUCCUAUAUUCAUCAGCGAUACAUCUUGCACAGAGACCUGAAGCCUCAGAACUUACUUAUCAGUGAUACUGGGGAACUGAAACUGGCAGACUUUGGACUUGCCCGAGCCAAAUCAGUACCCAGCCACACGUAUUCCAAUGAGGUGGUUACCCUAUGGUACAGGCCUCCAGAUGUCCUCCUGGGCUCCACAGAGUACUCCACCUGCCUUGAUAUGUGGGGUGUGGGGUGCAUUUUUGUUGAAAUGAUUCAAGGAGUUGCUGCUUUUCCAGGAAUGAAGGAUGUUCAGGAUCAACUAGAGCGAAUCUUUUUGGUUUUGGGCACUCCAACAGAGGAAACCUGGCCUGGCGUUCACUCUUUACCACAUUUGAAAACAGAUCGUUUCACACAGUACAGUUCUAAAAAACUUCGACACGCAUGGAAUAAACUAGAUUAUGUGGCCCAUGCUGAAGAUCUUGCCUCUAAGCUUCUACAGUGCUUUCCAAAGAACAGACUGUCAGCUCCCGCUGCACUGAACCAUGAGUACUUCAGUGAUCUUCCUCCACGGCUGUGGGAGCUCUCAGACAUGUCUUCUGUUUUCACCGUGUCCACUGUGAAGCUGCAGGCUGAAAUAGGUGACAGUUCAAAGGUUUAUGGGAGAAGCAACAGCCAUGGCAAAAGUUUUCUGAACCACAAACACUGAGGAAUUCUUGUUCCUGCUACCAGUACAAAGGUUAACUCCAUCGCCAGUUCCAAAGAGCAGCUAAAGAAGCAGAAAAGCAAAGGAAUUCAAGAACCUAUUCUCUUGUUACAGUCAUGUUAGCGAUUGGCUGCUGUCUUUACUACUAUUCUUGCCAUUUAGCAUUGUGUGGGUUUAUUUGUGCUUGUGCUCUGAAUUUGACAUAUUGAAUGCUAAACCAUGGCAUGCAGGAACCACCUUGUUUUUUUUAAGUUUGUUUAGAGAUCCACUUUGCUGAUAAAUGAUCUGUGCUGCUUUACAGGCUCUUGUCUGUCAGUCUUUUGAUUUUCUGUAGUAGGGUAGCAUUUUUGUAAAGCUGAUUCAGAUUUCACUGGCAACAUUGAAAUUCUGAAGAUAUUUUUGAAACUAUCAUGGGCAUGCCAGGAAAUCCUCUGAUGCCAGGAUUACAAAGCAAUCAACAGUGGCAUGAAAGACAUUGCAUAUGUUUUACAAAAAUCAGCAUACCUUUGUAUACAAUUGAAAUGAAAUAGCUAGUGAACCACUGUGAACAUUUCUGACAGUGCUCCAGCUGGGAUCUUGCAAGGAACAUAGAUAAAUCCACAGCUGAUGGGGUGAGCCGCAGUGUUUAAAAUGGUUUGUACUAUCAGGAGGAUCGCCUGCUUAGUUUUUUGGAAGAAUACAAAAAACAUGUAUAUAAUGGAAUCUCUUUAGUUCCUAUGAAAUCUGGGGUUAGAUUUAUAUCCAAUUCUUUAUCUGUUCAGACCCUGGAAAAGCAUUAUUGCUGCAUGUCUGUUCAUGCUAAAGACACUAUAAUAGGGGGGACUCAUUCAAAAAGUAGUUAAAACCUGUGGGGUUGCACACUGUACUGAGCGGGAGUCACUGGAUUCUUCAAAUACUGUUGUCCUUUUAACCUUAUGGCCUCAAACCAUUCAUUAUGUCCAGUACUAGCAAGAGCACUGACCUAAUUCUAACAUUAAGACAAAUGUGUUUGAAAAAAGAUUUUGUGCUUGGUUUUAACCCAAGACUAAAUGCAGCAGCAAAAUUUCUGCUCCUUUCUGUUUAUAGUGAAAUUGUAAACAUGUCUUUUGCACAUGCAAAGUGCUUCACCUAAAACAAGUUAUUUUCGGUUAUACGCAGCAAUCAUGUAUUUAACAAAUGUCUUUAAUGGUGUCCUAAUUUUUGUUCACUAUUUCUUGCUGUUGCCUUCUUGUUUUAUCAUUCUUUUAUCAUUCAUAGGCUAUUGGUUACUACUUCCUUUCCAUAAAAUCAUAGUUUCUUUCAAAUGAUUUUGUGGGAUUAUAUUCAGUAGUUAAGGUAAAUAUAUGUAAUUUUGCAACAAUAUCAGUUACAUUUUUUUCAAUAUUUACCAUCUGACAAAAUCCUAUUUUAUUCUAUUGUGUCCAAACCCAAAAAGGAACAAACCCUAACAUUCUGAAGACACACUCAUUGCAACAACAAAAUGGAAGCAUGUAGCAUAAGCAUCAUAUAGAUUGUACAUUAAACAUAUACAUGUCUUUACUGGUUCAUUGCUUAUCAGAAGGAAGGGGAAAAAAAAGAGAUGGGCUGUGAACUGUUCCAAAUUAUUCUAUUAAAAAUGCUUUUGAUCAUUUCAUCCAGAAAGUGUCCAGUAGUAAAUGAGACAGGAGUUAAAGAUUGAGAAUGAAGAGACAGCAUGAUUUAAUAUUGUCAUUUUUCAUUAAAAUUAAACAAAAAAUAUUAUAGAACAUUCCAAUUUUUCCAAUUAAUGUCUAGUUCCACAUCAAAGAAGUCGACUUUAUAGUUUCUAAUUCCUUCAUACUGUAUUCCAAUUAACCUUCCUGCCUUCCAUGAGAUGUUCAAAAUAUUCACAGUCCCUCUAAUUUGUGUAGUCCAUGGUUUUUUUGGAAACUCUCAAACAUAAGUAGAAUAUAGAUUUAUGUUCAAUAUUAUGAAGGUAGCUUUCAAAAUUGUAAAUGUCAUUGAGGACUCUUAUUUAAAUUAAAGAACAAUUGUUCUGGCAAUUUGUUUUAUAUAUUUGGGAGAAAUUAAAGAUACAAAAUCUCAAAAAUUUAGAUUUAAGUUAUUGAAGCCUGUCUGACUUAUUGACACAAAAAAAUUAUUGUGGAAGUUAAAAUAAAAAAUUGCAGUUUUUAAACACUCUGUAACCUCAUGACGUCAAUUUGUAUAAUUAUGCUUCACCUCCCAAACAUUACUCUUUUUCAAAAAUUUCAUGUGUAAAACUUUCACUCUGACUGUCUCUUUGAUUCCAACUUUAUUUUGGUUGCAUCAAUUUUAAAGACACAGUUAUUUGAAUAAGCAAAUCUGAGAAGCGUGUUUUAUUGAUGCGACCAUACCAUCACUCUCAUAUAAAGGUCUUUUGCUUUUAAAAUAAAUGUUAAAAAGCAAAUUAAGGAGGAUAGUUUAAGAAAAAAUCUUUUUGAAGUUUUUUUUAUCAAACCUAUUAAUAUGGUUAUGUUUCUUCAAGGUCAUUAGCAAUGAUGAAGUGCCCGUUUACAGUACUUGUGUGUAACAUGACCCCCUGCAAUGUGUACGAGAUAUCAUGUUCAUAGCAAAUUGAGUCAUGAAAGUAAAAAAAAUAUUAAACCUAACUGAAAAAAAUGCAAAUUGACCUAUACUAUAGCAUAGUUACUUGAUAAGUGUGGUUGUGAUAUUUGAUUAUAAUGUACUCUUUUUAUUUAUCAAUCUGAUUUUUCUAUAAAAUAGGUUGCACUGUGUUAUGCUGACUUUACAAUCACUGAAAUAUACAGUUUAGAAUUUUAAAGGAAUUUAAUGGUGCACUGAGUACUUCAAUUAUGUCAGUACUUGCACAAAAGAAAGCAAACUCUAGGAGUUAGAAACUUUGGAAAUAUACUAUGAAGUGAACACAUUUAUUAUCUCUUUGUAAAUAUUCAUCUUUUAUGUGCUUUCACGGUGAUACUAUGUUGGGCGUACAAUAUUUUAUUUUUGAGUUUUUGUGUGACAAAUCAGCAGAUGUUAAUGAGCUUUAUUUGAAUAUUUUAAACAGAUAAAUAAUUCUUGGUUGACUAAACUUUGGUACAUAGCAAGAAUGCAGAGAAAUAUAAGCAAUCACUGUGCAACUUGUCUGAUCAUCAAUCAGUUCACUUCAUGUCUGCAUAAUGAAUUGUGCAGUAUCACAGAUUAUCCUUCUAAAAUGUCCUGUGAAUAUUUAUUUUUUGUAACUUUUUUUAAGGAAAUAUAUAAUGUAUCUUCCUGCCAAGUCUUUACAAAAGAGGAAUUAAAAUAGAUCAGCUGUUCCUCUCUUAAAUCAAAUGAUAGUUCAGUGAUUGCAAUAACCGAGGUACCUUGCAUACUGGGUUUUGAAUGUCUCCCUGCAGACAUUUACAUGAAGAUCGUUGUAUGUUUAUGCUGUACUGCCUUGUAAAUUCCUUGAGCACUGAGGUGAAGGCAAGUAUCCCAAAUAUGCAUCUGUAAUGUGUUGUUCAAAGAAACUGCACAAGUAUGCUUCAAUUAUAUUGUUUUUUUUUGUACGAUGCAUCUCUUCAAAUUCAUCUCCUUGACACGCUGUAGUUUGGUACAGAAACAAAAAUAUACAUGAAAUACAAACAAAUUACCAACAUUAAAAAGCCUAGAAUGUAGUAACAGUAUAAAUGUUGCAUUGUUUGUUACAAAUUAUAUGUAAUGAACUGUUACAGAUGUAUUAAUGGUAUGUCCUUCUGUAACUGUUGGUUUCUUGUUACAUGAAAAUAAAAUAUAAUACAUCUGUA